Messenger RNA from Otolemur garnettii (small-eared galago), 440 nucleotides. RefSeq names its product upper zone of growth plate and cartilage matrix associated (gene UCMA). The record is from RefSeq and is a predicted model, not a curated record. Gene Ontology annotation, biological process: regulation of osteoblast differentiation; embryonic skeletal system development. NCBI's taxonomy places the organism in Eukaryota, Metazoa, Chordata, Mammalia, Primates, Galagidae. The coding region runs from base 1 to 417 and encodes 138 amino acids. The transcript is spliced from 5 exons. Gene Ontology annotation, cellular component: extracellular matrix.
AUGACUUGGAGACAGAUCUUGCUCCUGUCCUGCCUGUCAGCCGUGGUGCUUCUGACUGUGCUCCGGGAGGGGACUGGUGCAUCAGUGGGCACCAGGCAGGCGGCAGGAGAGGAGCCCCAGGCUGGUGUGAAACAGAAGAUUUUCAUGCAGGAAUCCGAUGCCUCGAAUUUCCUCAAGAAGCGUGGCAAGCGGUCCCCCAAAUCCCGAGACGAGGUCAAUGUGGAAAACAGGCAGAAGUUGCGGGCUGAUGAGCUACGGAGAGAAUAUUUCGAGGAGCAGAGGAACGAAUUUGAGAACUUCGUGGAGGAACAGAAUGAUGAACAAGAGGAGAGGAACCGGGAGGCAGUGGAGCAGUGGCGCCAGUGGCAUUAUGAUGGCCUGUACCCAUCCUAUCUCUACAACCGCCACCACAUCUGACCCCGUCCCCAUGCCAGCCUAGA